Molecule: messenger RNA, 1838 nt
Organism: Patiria miniata (bat star)
Lineage: Eukaryota; Metazoa; Echinodermata; Asteroidea; Valvatida; Asterinidae
Gene: scai
Product: protein SCAI-like
Exons: 14
Coding region: 108-1835 (575 amino acids)
Biological process (GO): DNA-templated transcription
Cellular component (GO): nucleus
Molecular function (GO): transcription corepressor activity
Source: RefSeq, a predicted model, not a curated record
UGCACCAGCGAAAUACAACGAAAACAAACCGGACUGUAUAUUUUUGGCACACAACAAAGUUUAGAUAAAAUGUUGCAAGGACACACGAUUUGACACCAGUAGCAAACAUGGAGUCGCUGGAAAAUAGCGUGGAACAACCUGUGGCAUUCCCAGCUAGCGAUGGCCAGCCGGCUACCGAGGAGGAAAGGAAAGUCGUACAGGAGUUCAGCUAUCUCCUGGAAAAGUCCAAGCAGCUUUUUAAUGGGUUGAGAGACCUCCCGCAAUAUGGACACAAGCAGUGGCAGUCUUAUUUUGGAAGGACCUUUGACGUCUACACCAAACUCUGGAAGUUCCAACAGCAAAACAGGCAAGCACUGGACACACAUUACGGUCUGAAGCGAUGGCAGAUUGGCGAGAUUGCAUCCAAAAUCGGCCAGUUGUAUUACCACUAUUACUUAAGGACAAGUGAAACCAACUAUUUGAACGAGGCAUUCUCCUUCUACUCAGCCAUUCGUUCCAGGGCAUAUUACUCAAAAGUCAACCGAGAGAAAGGGCCUGAGUUGAUGGUCAAAAAGUUGCGCUACUACGCCAGACUCAUCGUUGUGUGCUUACUGCUGAGGAAGCUUGACCACGUCAAGGAACUAACUAAGGAACUGAGCAAGAAUGUGGACGAGUACAAAGGCCACUAUGACUCGGAGGAUCAGAUGGAAUGGGCCUUGGUGCUGGGAGAAAUCGAGGCUUUUACUGAGGCAGAUGACAUCAUCACAGUCUUAGACACCAACUCGCGAGCGGUGACGCUGACCUACAGACUGGCCCCGGGUGUCUUGCCCGGUCUGGACACGGGCUCACCUGUCUACCUCACAUUACAGGAAGCGCUCAUCGUGGGCAACUGCCAACAGCAGGUAAAAUUCAGUGAGUUGACCCUGGACAUGUACCGAAUGCUACAGACAUUGGAGAGAGAACCAACGUCUAGUGAACACAUCACUUCGCCCCCGCAUCAUAACGACAACAACAGCAAACCCCUGAAGCGGGACAACCCCCACAAGUAUCUCCUCUACAAACCCACCUUCAGCCAGUUCUACACCUUCUUGUCAGCUGGAUUCAAGGAGCUUCCAGUCAACGCUGCCCUGCUACUGUAUCUCUCUGCCGAUGGAUCAGCGGGGCUGGGCAAGGGAGAAGAUGCAGCCUUUGACUCAGGGGGCGUGGCCACCAAUAAUAAGAGGGAGGGCAACGACCAGCCGGUCAUCAAGAGGUCAAAUAUGCUCAAGGAGACACAUUGUAUACACCCAGGUGAUCUGUACCCAUACACAAGGAAACCCCUAUUCCUGGUGAUUGACAGCCCUAAUAGUCACGCGUUCAAGAAUUUCCCCAACCUAUUCGGUCAGCCGGUAGUCUGCCUCAUGUCCCCGGUGUCCUUCCCCGUCACCAUCCAAGAGCAGACCACACAGAAGGGUAACCUCUUCACCAUGUUCCUGCACUCCCCGCUGGUGGCAUUCUGUUACAUCUGUGACAUUGCCGACGUGCCCAUCGCACUGUGGGAGAACUGCCAGGCGAUGGUCAACAAGCUGAUGGGGGAGGUGGCCACGGGCAUCGGCAAGUCAAAGACCAUAGACCACGUCUUCAUGCAGUUCUACGGCGAUGAGUUUCUGAGGUUACUCAUCCUACGCUUCAUUUUCUGCUUUGCUGCCCUGCGCUACCAUCGAGGCUUCAAGGAUGAUAGUUUCUACCCUCAGAGCCAUCCUGAUCUCCGUGGACACGACAUCUUGGAGUGUAAGACCCUGCACAAACAUGUCCUGGAGCUAGCCUCAAUGCUGGAUGUGAGACCUCUCUUUCUGGACAUCGGUGAAACGGACUAAAAA